Messenger RNA from Amblyraja radiata (thorny skate), 1394 nucleotides. RefSeq lists its product as uncharacterized. The record is from RefSeq and is a predicted model, not a curated record. Gene Ontology annotation, cellular component: membrane. Lineage: Eukaryota; Metazoa; Chordata; Chondrichthyes; Rajiformes; Rajidae. The coding region runs from base 354 to 983 and encodes 209 amino acids. The transcript has 8 exons.
GCUCUUCCACCUGGGAUUACAGGAAGGGCCUGAUACAGGAGACUGCGGGUUGGUAAAUGGCGAGAGUCUGAAAAUAUAGAUAGAUAGAUAGAGAGAGAGAGAGAGAGAGAGAGAGAGAGAGAGAGAGACUUGGUCUGUGAAUAAAGGAGAGAAGCUACGUUCUGCAACUUCCCCAGAAGGAACAGACGGCAAAUCAGUCUGAAGGGUCCCGAUCCGAAACGUCACCUAUCCAUGUCCUCCUGAGAUGCUACCUGACCUGGAUAUGAGUUAAAGAUCCCUUUACUGUCAACUUCCAGAUAUUAUAGACUUUUAGUGAGAUUGUGGAUAGUUCUCCACCUUCAUGCCUUUUAACAAUGGCACGUUACAGAUACUUCAUAUUUAAUCAGCGUGCAAUGGUCCCACUGGGAAUUCUACAACUAGCUUGUUCCACAAUCUGUAUAGUUUGCAGCUUCAUAGAUGGAUUUUUUCGGAAAGAUUCCGUGCUCCGUCGGACUAGAAUACCCAUCUGGACAGGCAUGGCACUCGCAUUUCCAGGCAUUCUGGCAUUAUUUUCCUCGCAGAGAAAGAAUCCCAUUAUUGUGACUGCUAUGAUUGCAUCAGCUGUACUUUCUUGGAUAACCACAACUGUUUUGAUAAUAUAUGCUGCAUUGACAUUGAGUUAUGGUGAAGAUGACGAUGAAGUGUUUCAACAUAAAACCAGUGAAGCAAUUCAUGUGGAAUACAUACUCAGCAAAUUUGUUCAAGGAGCCAAUAUGAUCAUAUUAUUUGCAUCUGUGGUUGGUAUUCUGAUGGCAACUAUCAUAGCCUAUCUUGGCUGUCAAAGCCUUCCCACCCGUGGCUGCUUUGACAGUACAACGGGAAUGCAGGCAUUGAUGACAGAAGACCAUCCGCCUCAGAUGAUUGAGUUAGUCAGUAACUGGCAAGAUCAUAGUUCUGUGGGUGCUAAAACACCAGCCAGGAAGCCAUUUGAGGAGUUAUUUUAAGCAACAAGAUUUGAAGUGGAUUAUAUUAGGAAAGGUGAUGGAAGCAAAUGCAUACUUUCAAAAUAAAACAGUGUUCAUGAAAUACUCAAACUUUAUGGUGCUAUCAGGAAGUUGCCAAGAACUGAGACUGACUGUACAACUCAUUCAAAGAGCCAGUAAAACAAAAAAUCUGAGACAACUAGAAAUCUAAAAUAACAGGAAAUAUUAGAAACACUCAGCAGGCCAGGCCACAUCUGCAGGAAUAGAAACAGUGAAUGUUUCCGGUUAAAUAUGUUUCUUCAGAAUCCAUGCUUAAGGUUGAAUCCAGGAAUUUCUGUCCAGUGUGGUUCAGCAUACAUUUUAUUCACAAUGCCUUUAGAGAGUUGAUAUGUAAUAGCAAUUAUCAUCUGGCACCUGACUGUGAUUUUUAUU